Messenger RNA from Callorhinchus milii (elephant shark), 5098 nucleotides. It is a transcript of the gene ap1g1, whose product is annotated as adaptor related protein complex 1 subunit gamma 1. The transcript has 24 exons. The coding region runs from base 161 to 2623 and encodes 820 amino acids. Gene Ontology annotation, molecular function: clathrin-cargo adaptor activity. Gene Ontology annotation, biological process: intracellular protein transport; receptor-mediated endocytosis; Golgi to vacuole transport. The record is from RefSeq and is a predicted model, not a curated record. NCBI's taxonomy places the organism in Eukaryota, Metazoa, Chordata, Chondrichthyes, Chimaeriformes, Callorhinchidae. Gene Ontology annotation, cellular component: Golgi apparatus; membrane coat; AP-1 adaptor complex.
GUUGACACACAAAUGUCAAAACACAAGUAUGAAUGUUUUUUUAAAUUAAACAAUGUGGUCUGUAUUUUUUUCAGGGAGUAACAUGAUUAGAUCUUCAUCGAAAAAAAAUCUUGCCAAGUAGUAAUAUCGCGGGUCAGAGGCUGGGAAGGGAUGAAGAAGGAUGCCAGCCCCUAUCAGACUGAGGGAGCUGAUCCGGACUAUCCGGACAGCCCGGACCCAAGCAGAGGAACGAGAGAUGAUCCAGAAGGAAUGUGCUUCAAUUAGGUCGUCAUUUAGAGAAGAGGAUAAUUCAUACCGCUGUAGAAAUGUUGCUAAACUGCUGUACAUGCAUAUGCUGGGAUAUCCUGCACACUUUGGCCAGCUGGAGUGCCUGAAGCUAAUUGCUUCUCAGAAGUUCACGGACAAACGGAUUGGUUACCUAGGAGCUAUGCUAUUGCUUGAUGAACGGCAAGAUGUCCACUUGCUCAUGACUAAUUGUAUUAAGAAUGACUUGAACCACAGUACUCAGUAUGUGCAGGGGUUGGCACUCUGCACACUUGGCUGCAUGGGAUCAGCAGAGAUGUGCAGAGAUCUUGCGGGUGAAGUGGAAAAACUCCUAAAAACAUCCAAUUCUUAUCUAAGAAAGAAGGCAGCAUUAUGUGCAGUCCAUGUAAUCAGGAAAGUGCCUGACCUCAUGGAAAUGUUCUUGCCGGCUACUAAAAACCUGCUGAAUGAAAAAAACCACGGUGUUCUUCACACGUCUGUUGUCCUUCUCACAGAAAUGUGUGAACGAAGUCCUGACAUGUUAGCACACUUCAGGAAAAAUGAAAAGCUUGUGCCUCAGCUUGUUCGAAUUCUAAAGAAUCUUAUCAUGUCUGGUUAUUCACCAGAGCAUGAUGUUUCCGGCAUCAGUGAUCCUUUCCUUCAGGUUCGAAUACUGCGGCUACUGCGAAUCCUGGGUAGACACGACGAUGACUCGAGUGAGGCUAUGAAUGACAUUCUUGCACAGGUUGCAACAAACACAGAAACUAGCAAAAAUGUGGGCAAUGCAAUUCUAUAUGAAACUGUUCUGACUAUUAUGGACAUCAAAUCAGAAAGUGGUUUAAGGGUUUUAGCCAUUAAUAUCUUGGGACGCUUCCUGCUAAAUAACGACAAAAAUAUUAGGUAUGUGGCAUUGACGUCAUUGCUCAAAACUGUCCAAACGGAUCAUAAUGCAGUGCAAAGACACAGAAGUACAAUAGUGGAUUGUUUGAAGGACUUGGAUGUAUCUAUUAAAAGACGUGCAAUGGAACUGAGUUUUGCUCUGGUGAAUGGAAAUAACGUAAGAGGAAUGAUGAAAGAAUUGCUUUACUUCCUUGACUUGUGUGAUCCUGAAUUUAAAUCAGACUGUGCCUCUGGUAUCUUCCUUGCAGCAGAAAAGUAUGCACCGUCCAAGAGAUGGCAUAUAGACACCAUAAUGAGAGUAUUAACAACGGCUGGUAGUUAUGUUCGAGAUGAUGCAGUACCCAACCUGAUCCAGUUGAUCACAAACAGUGUUGAAAUGCACGGUUACACAGUGCAGAAGCUUUUCAAAGCCAUCCUGGAAGAUAUUUCUCAGCAACCUUUUGUGCAGGUGUCCGCUUGGUGUAUUGGGGAGUAUGGAGACCUUUUAGUUUCUGGUCAAUGUGAAGAAGAGGAACCGAUUCAGGUGACCGAAGAUGAAGUUAUGGAUGUGUUAGAACACUUACUGCAGUCUAGCUUGUCUGUUUCAGUAACCAGAGGUUAUGCUCUUACUGCAAUCAUGAAAUUAAGCACAAGGUUUUCUAUCACUAUUAAUCGAAUCAAGAAGAUAGUGUCCAUAUAUGGAAGCAGCAUAGAUGUUGAACUUCAGCAGAGGGCUAUUGAAUACAAUGCACUUUUCAAAAAAUAUGAUCACAUGAGGUCUGCACUGCUGGAACGUAUGCCUAUCAUGGAAAAGACCACUAUCAAUGGACCUACACAAGUCGCACAGACAAAUGGUGAAGCUGAGCCCAUAAUAUUGGAGACAAAACUAGCGCCUAGUGUCCUUCCACCUUCCAACCAGGCUAAUGACUUGUUGGACUUGCUUGGAGGUAGUGAUGUAGCACCAGUGAUUCCAACAACACCACCCAAUAAACCAAGCUCAGCUGGUGGAGAGCUUCUGGAUCUGCUCGGAGGUUUAGAUCUGUCAGGAGGUACACCACCAAUAAAUGCCCAGGCUUCACAACCGUCAUUCCUGUUAGAUGGUUUAACAUCACAACCACUCUUCAAUGACCUAGGUUCAGGCAUUCCUCCCAUGACCGCAUACAGUAAAGGUGGCUUGAAAAUAGAAUUUACUUUUGAACGGUCUAAUACAAAUCCUAAUCUAACCAUUGUUACAAUAAAUGCCACAAAUUCUACGGAAGGAGAUAUGACAGAUUUUGUAUUUCAAGCUGCAGUACCAAAGACAUUUCAGCUGCAACUUCUUUCUCCAAGCGGUAACCUCAUUUCAGCACGAAACACGGGCGUUGUCACACAGGUCAUUAAAGUGCUCAAUCCACAGAAGCAACCGCUUCGCAUGAGGAUCAAGAUCACAUAUAACCAGAAUGGAUCACCAGUGCAAGAUUUAGCAGAAGUAAAUAACUUCCCCCCUCCAUCAUGGCAGUGAUUCUCUGGCUGAUGACCUCUUCAUUUUCCCACCAAUGGAUGUUGGCGAAUUUCUAGGAAGUUCGUGUCCCUAGAGUGCCCUCUUGCACGACAUCACCUGAAGUGUAACUGCUUUCAAGGUGGGAUGCAAAUCAAAUGAACAAACUUGAAGAUUCAGAUGCCUACAAAUGCUAAUGAUCACUUUUGAAAACAUAUCCAUUUGUCUCUAUCAGCAUCGUGUCCAUCACUGGAGUGUCUGCUCAUGGCAUGCACUAAAACACACUAUUUCUCUCUAUUGAUUUUGUUGUGGAAAUAGAAAUAAAUACACAAUGAGACCUGAUCCAGUUUAUGCUUCACAGGAGCCAGUCUUUGCACUGCAGAUUUGCAAGACGUUCACAGCACACCAAGAAACCAUUGUUUUUUCUUCUACCAACUAUUUGGGUUUAUGGAUCUGAGAGCGCUUUGUUCUUGGUGGUAGACAGUUCUUCACUUAAAAUUUUCAUUAUGUAUCACAGAAUUACUUGUAAUAAAAUAUCCUUCAAUCUUUAAAGGCAUUUUACCCAGUCAAGCUAUUGCCUAUAAAUUAUAGAAAUUACUUUUGAAUGGUGGAUCACAGUAACCAUUUUUGGUUUUGAAAUCUCUGAUAUGGAAGGAAUGGUAAUGCUUGCCCAGUCUGAAGAACAGUGCCUGUGGGUUCAUUUUGCUGUAUAUCUAAUGAGCGCUAAAUGUCUGGCGGUAUGAAUUAGGAUCAGGCAAAGAAUCUUGCAUGUGUAAAGGAUAUUCCCUGAUACAGAUUUCUGCCUUGAUGUUCAAAAUAUAAAAUGGGUAGGUUUUGGUCACAAAAUCUUUUUGGGGGAGCCCACAGAAACUGAAGCUGGUAAUUUGAUUAAAUUGCAUUGGUUUAAUUAGCACAUGUUCACUUUUCUAGAUUGGAAAGGGUUGUAUGAACGCUUUCUAGAUUGGGAAGGGUUAUAAGAACUGUUCUUUUCUGUAUUCAAGAUUGGCAAACCUUCUGAAACAAGUAAGUUAGCUUUGAAACACUUGAGCCUACUUAAAGUCUAAUAUGUUAACGGUCAAUUGAUGGGAUCUAUUUUCUGGCAACUUUCUUUGUAUAUUAUAUGCAUUUGUACAGUUAUAAAAUUAUGCAGUGGUGAUUUUUGCAGUUGCUUUAAGUUUGGCUGAAGAUCAUUUUUGAGCUGGACAAUUAGUAUUCUAUCAGAGCAACUAACUAAUUGUUAGUUUCCAGCAAAUAUUAAAACUCCUUGAAUCUUUCAAAUCUCCUUUUUUUAAAUGGUAAUUUGUUCAGUUUCAUGAACUUAAAAUUGUAGUACUGUUCUUGGUGUACUGUUGGUAAAUCAAUGCAAUAAUUCUAAAUGUCUUAAUAAUUGGGAUUAAAUAACUACAGAAAUUUUGAACAAUUUGUUAAGAGAUUUUAAAAUGGUUCUAUAAAUGGAUGAAGGAAAAGGGAUACUGCAAUUUAAAUAUAUUUACCCUCACUAAAACUUGAGUAGUAAUGCAAAAUGGUUAAUAAACAGUCAACAAUGACCUGCCUUUUGGUGUGAAGUUUAAAGUGGCUUAUAACAUUAGAAUGUUAUUUUUUUAAACUAUUACAGUGCGCUUUGAUGAUGGGGAAGGCCUAGGCACUUGCCCUUUAAGAAUAUCAACUGUUAGGGAUGGGAGACGAACAUUAUAGGAAAAUAUUACAACAAGAAAAUAGUUACAACACAGUGAACAUUUUUAAGUCUGCAAUCUAAUUGAGCAAUUGAUUGUGUAAUCAUUUGAUUUUUAAAGCAAAAAAAUACUUUCAAUGCCUGCUUCUGUAAAGUGGAGUAUUGAUUCAGUAAAAUGUGUGGAGUGGAAAUUAAGGUUUAUUUGUGACAAGUAAAACUACAAGUGGUUUUCGUCUCUUGAAGGGGAGGUCAGAUGCACCCUUGUCAGUUAUGUUCUGAAUUUCUCUAGUGUGCAUGGGUUGUGGUGUGUUGCAAGAUCUAAGAAACAAAUCUUAAAACAAGCCAGUUACAGGUGAAUGUAGUAACAAGCAAGGACGUAAUAGAAGAGAGGAUUUCCAGUUUUAUUCAUUGUAGUGAAAGUACAUUUCAGGAUUCUAAAAUGCUUUUAGUGCAUAAAAUCACUCAUAUUGGUUUAAUGUGGGUUUUGGACUUUGGAGUCAGCCAACAAACUUACAAUUGAUUUGCUGAGGAAAAGUGACUGUUUAGACUGUCCAUUCUCAAGAAUAACAGAAAUUUAUGAGAUUGAAUUUAAAAAAAAAAGCUUUCUUAAAAACUACUGAAAAUUGUGUUCAUUUGCUGUACAUUUUCCUGUAGAAUGCAAAGCUUUUGAUUUAUGAAUCCAUUGGGCUGGCAAGAGAGUUAUUGAUGGAUUGCUCCAUUCACCUUAACUGUCUUUUGUUUGAACUGGUGAUGGUGAACUACGUGAGUCAACGUUAAUAGUGUACUGGUUAACUGUGCCUGUUCAAUUUUGUACAUUUAAAAUAUUC